Messenger RNA from Aspergillus pseudoviridinutans, 1485 nucleotides. RefSeq lists its product as uncharacterized. The record is from RefSeq and is a predicted model, not a curated record. Bases 1 to 1485 code for a protein of 494 amino acids. The transcript has 2 exons. NCBI's taxonomy places the organism in Eukaryota, Fungi, Ascomycota, Eurotiomycetes, Eurotiales, Aspergillaceae.
AUGGGAAGUACAGGCACAUUGCCCCAGUUAAAGCAGAUCGCAGUAGCAGCAUCCAGGCAAGGUCAGCUUGUGGUCGUGGACGACCUACAUCCCGACAGACAACAGCAUGAAGAAGACUUGUUUAAGUCAGCUUUCACUACGCCACACCCUCACGUUGGCAAAGAAUGGAGUGAUGCCGAUCGUGUGUCCCCGUACCCUCUCCUAGUCCCGGAAUAUUUUGUCGAGAACGCAAAGCAGCUGCAAGAGGCACUUGCGAUCGCGGUGGCCAAUAUCGUGGAGCGGUGGGCUGAGCCGAGCGAUUCGCUGUGCCAACGCAUGCCGCUGCAGCCUCAUGAGGAUGCUCUUCUUCGGUGGAUACACCGAAAAUCCAAAGAGGGCGUUAUCCCACUGUUUAAAGAACGCAUGGGACACUGGAGGCCGGAUAUCCUGCUCUCGAAUACAAAGGAGGGAGAUUUAUCAUUUCGCAUCUGCGAAAUCAAUGCACGGUUUUUCCAAAACUCCCUCAUGUAUUCAAUGCAAGCCCUUACAGCUUGUUCUCGAAUGCUUUCGGAUCACCCUGUGUUACAGCCAACAGCUGAUCCUGAACAUUUGCUUGAUUGUCUUUGCGGUCUUUUCGAUCCCAGCUUGCCGUUCCACAUGUUGGUUGGCUGGGGUAAGCCGAAAUUGUCGGAGGCAAUCUGCAAAGUAUUGAGAGAGCGAGCGGGAGUCUCAGCAAGGGUCAUUACCCCCUCUGAUCUGCGUCUCCUCCCUGAUGACACGUCUCCUACUGGGUACAGCCUGUAUGCAGUAUGCAGCAAGCCCCAACUUGGAACAACUGCUAGUCAGGAUCCCACCCAUGACAGCCUUGAGCCAGUCCGUCAGGUCGGACUAUACUUGUACCAGGACGAGUUCCGCCGUCUAAGCAUGGAGAUGCUCCAGCAUAUAGCACUCCGGUGCGUGAACGAUAUUCGAACUAUUCUCCUAGUAGCCGACAAGCGGAUUUUAGGGGUCGUUCUCCAGGAGCUUGACACCCUGGUCAAUGACUACAAGGUUCUCACCGCUGAACAAGCACGCAUCUUGCGAGAUGGAAUUGUUCCGACAAUUCUUCCUGGGUCUUCCGAACUAAAAACCUUAAUCUCACAAAGUCGCAGCAACCCAGACCUAAAGAACGAGUACAUUAUCAAGCCAUGUCGUGAUGCGGAAAGUGUCGGUAUUUUGUUCGGAGACGAGCUUUUGGGCGAGGAAUGGGAACGUCUGCUUGCUGAUAUGCAGGAUCCGCGACUUUAUCCUCACCAAUUUCAGUAUAUUAUACAGCCUAUUGUCCGUCAACCCGCCAUCAAUAUUUCGCGCGAGGUGGACACAGAACUCGGCGAUAUGAACAUUGUCGGCCUCUAUUAUGCUUUCAAUGGUCGUUACAAAGCUCUCGGUGCAUGGAGAGCGACACAUGGGCGACUCUCUUGUUACUCCAAAGGCGGAUUCAGAAUCCCCUCAGUGACCCUGAAGUAG